AUGCUUGGCGGCAGCCUGCUGCUGCUGGCCGCGUCGUCGGUGGGGCCAACCUGCCGCGUCGCCUCAGCUGGGCCGCUGCAGCCGCCGCCCAGUGUAUCUGUGUCGCCCCAGCUGCGGGAACAGUCCCUGCGGGCACAGCAGGUCCUUUUACAGCAGCAGCAGCAGCAGCAGCAGCAACAGCAGCAGCAGCAGCAUGCUGGCGCCGCAGCCCCGCAGCAGGAGCAGCCGGCGCCCGGCGCCGGCCCCACGCCCAGCGGCGCCGCAGCGGGUGGCGACCAGCAGCAGGCGCAGCAGCAGGCUGCGGCCGCGGACGAGCUGCUGCCGCACGAGCGGCGUGUGGUCACGAUAUUCGAGUCAAACCGGCCGUCGGUGGUCAAUGUCAGCCACGUGCGCAGCAUGCACCACUUCUUCACGCUGGACCUGAACCGCAUGGCGGUCGGCCAGGGCAGCGGCUUCGUGUGGGACCGUGCCGGCCAUGUCGUCGUUGCGGCGCACACGGUCAAGGGCGCGUCCGAGGUGAAGGUUACCCUGCACGACCAGACCACCGCCACCGCGCGCGUCGUGGGCGCGGACCCUGCCUCGGACAUCGCUGUGCUGCAGCUGGCGCUGCCUCGUACGCGGACCGAGGCGCUGCGACCGGUGGUGCUGGGCAGCAGUGCGGGGCUGCGGAUCGGGCAGUGGGUCUGGGUGCUGGGAAAUCCCUGGGGCCUGGAGCACACCCUGAGCCAAGGUAUUGUGGGCGGCCUGGGGCGCGAAAUGGGUGCGGGGCUGUGGGCCCUGAAGAACGCCAUCCAGACGGACGCCGUCAUCAACACCGGCAACUCGGGCGGGCCGCUCCUGGACUCCAGGGGCCGCGUGGUGGGCGUGGCCAUCGCACUCCCCGACUCUGGGGCCAGGGCGGGGCCCCAGGGCGUGGGCCAUGCCGUGCCCAUUGACGCGGUGCGCCGGAUAGUGGAGCAGCUGCUGGCGCACGGCCGCGUCAAGAGGCCCUCCAUGGGGGUGGUGCUGGCGCCGCAGCAGGUAUUGCGUGGCCUGGGUGUGGACGGCGUGCUGAUUUUGGAGGUGCCGGCCGGCUCCCCCGCGGCGGCUGCGGGGCUGAGGCCCACGUAUCGCGACGUAUUUGGGGAUGUGGUUCUCGGGGACAUCGUGGUGGGCAUCGACACGCGCCCUGUGCGCACCGCCAGCGAGCUGAUUGCAGCGCUGGACGACAAGCGUCCCGGGGACCGCGUGCGCUGCGACGUGCUGCGCGACGGCAAGCGGCUCAGCAUGGUGGUGCAGCUGGCGGAGCGCAUGCCGGGGUCGGUCGAGGAGUGA
Messenger RNA from Monoraphidium neglectum, 1314 nucleotides. RefSeq lists its product as hypothetical. The record is from RefSeq and is a predicted model, not a curated record. Gene Ontology annotation, biological process: proteolysis. NCBI's taxonomy places the organism in Eukaryota, Viridiplantae, Chlorophyta, Chlorophyceae, Sphaeropleales, Selenastraceae. Gene Ontology annotation, molecular function: protein binding; serine-type endopeptidase activity. The coding region runs from base 1 to 1314 and encodes 437 amino acids. The transcript is spliced from 7 exons.